UUUACCAACGCUGCUCGGUGUUCAACCAUGCCGCGGAAGACUCAAAGCAAGAAGGCCGGGAAGGGGAUGUCCUCCUCGGUGGUGGCGACGGAGGAGAUGGCCAAAGAUCAGCUGAUGGAAGACAUCAUUCGUCUCCGGGAGGAGCUGGACCGAGUGCGGGAGGAGAAGAGUUCCCUCCGGCGGGACCAGGACAAAAUCCAGGUGCGGUGUGAGAUCUCCAAAAGGGAACUAGAGGAGAAGGAGGCCAAGCUGAGGAACCGACGCAGGCAGAAGGAGGAGGCCAAGGAGCGCCACCGAGUGGAAAUUGGAGUCUAUGAGCAGAAGAUGAAGCACGUUCUGUUGGAGCACCACAACAGGACCACUGAGCAGAAGGUGGAGGGUGUGGCCUCGUCCACGCUGGUCCAGAACCGGCACUGGGAGGCGGAGCUGGAGCUGCACAAAGAUUUUCAGGGCCAGCAGGCAGAACUCAGGAAGAAUAAGCUCCACGGAGAGAUCUUCAUCAAGGAUCUGAAACUGAAACACCAGGUGGAGCUGAUGGAGCUGAACAACGAGUGCAAACACAGGAUCCGAGAAAUGGAGGUACAGUUCGAACAGCAGAUGCACUCGCUGAUCAAGGCAGAGGAGGAGCGGCGGCUGGUCGAGGUUGACAAGGUGGACGACCAGAUGAAGAGUCGCGUUGCGGCUCUAUUAGAGAAGCAGGACAGGGCUGUGCAGAGUAUGGAGAUGGGCCACGAAAGCAAUCAAGAAGAAGCGCAGAAGGAGAUGAAACGGAAGAAGGAGAAAAUGGCUAAAGUGCAGAAGCGGCAUGAGCAAUUGUCAGAAGCUCAGCAGGAGAACCAACGUCUGAAGGAGGUUCUGCAGGAGGUGGAACACAAGAACCACGAACUGAAGAAACAGAUACAGGAACACGACGAGGCCGUGGCCAGGUGGAAGGUGAGCCGGCCUCAGGUGAAGCUGAUGGAAAAGGAGCUGCGAGAUCUGAAGGUGGAGCACGUGUUGCUGCAGCAGGCCUGCGAGGAGGUGGAGCGGGAGCGGGACGAGCUGCAGACCCAGCAGACGCAUGCGGUUCUGGACCUGCAGCAGCGCAGCGGGCUGAGGCAGAUGCGGCUGCAGAGGAAGCUGGAGGAGAUGACACAAACUCACCAGAAGAAGGAAGCUCAGCUCUGUGCUGCUCUGUCAUUCUGCAGCACCGAUCCACAGGCCAGAGCCAGCGCCACCAGCAGGCUGGAGGAGUACGACAAGCUGCUGCUCACCUGUACGGACAGGCUGAAGGCUCUGGGCGUCCCUCUGCACGACUUCCCCUUCAGGCCGGCCAAACAGAUCCUGAGCAGAAUGACACUGAACCCCUGA
Molecule: messenger RNA, 1350 nt
Organism: Stegastes partitus (bicolor damselfish)
Lineage: Eukaryota; Metazoa; Chordata; Actinopteri; Pomacentridae
Product: growth arrest-specific protein 8-like
Exons: 10
Coding region: 28-1350 (440 amino acids)
Biological process (GO): cell motility
Cellular component (GO): microtubule; Golgi apparatus; motile cilium
Molecular function (GO): small GTPase binding; microtubule binding
Source: RefSeq, a predicted model, not a curated record